This is a messenger RNA of Paramecium sonneborni, 1216 nucleotides long. NCBI's taxonomy places the organism in Eukaryota, Ciliophora, Oligohymenophorea, Peniculida, Parameciidae. The record is from the annotation of a GenBank genome assembly.
AUUGAUUAUGAGUGAGAAAAAAGCAACAAUCUAAGAAUACAUAAAAAUAAAAGUGAAACCAGUGUUUGAUUAAUUGAUCUCUAGAAUAGUAAUAGAGAAACCAGAAGAUGUAUAUGCUUGGUCAAUAAAUUGGUUGCAAAAACAAUGUAAAAUAUAUAGAUAUCAUAAUGUUUAGAAAGUGGAGUAAAGGUGUAGUAAUUGAUUCAUCAUGAUUUGAGUGAAGAAGAAGAGGAUGAGGAGGAAGUAGUUUUGGAGAUAAAACAACAAUAAAAGUAACAAACUAGAGCAGCAGUUUCUGCUGAAGUUUAUGGAGAUUACAAUAAGAAGGAAGACUUUAAGCCAAGAUUUAUAUAGAAAUCAGAAGCAUAAAUAGAGAGAAUAAAGAAAAGAAUACUAAAUUCAUUUAUGUUUUAAGCUUUGGAUGAAAAAGAUCUCAAUAUAGUAUUAGGAGCUAUGGAAGAGAAGAAGUUUUAGUAAAAUAUAUUAUUAACUUAAUAAAGAGUCGGAGAUGUAGUAAUAAAGUAAGGAGAUGAUGGAAAUGAAUUAUAUGUUAUUGAUGAAGGAAGAUUGGAAUGUUACAAAAAGUUUACAGGAUUAGAAGAAGAAAAAUUAUUAAAAACAUAUAUUCCAGGAGAAUCUUUUGGAGAGUUAGCCUUAUUAUACAAUGCUCCAAGAGCAGCCACUAUCAAGGCAAUAGAGGAUGUUACUACUUUUGCAUUAGAUAGAGAAACCUUUAAUAAUAUAGUCAAGUUUUCAGCAAUAAAGAAGAGAGAAUAGAUGGAGGAAAUAUUAAACAAAAUAGAACUAUUAUAAUCCAUGGAUAAUUAUGAAAGAGUUUAAUUGUGUGAUGUACUUAAAGAAGAAAAACAUAAGGCUGGAGAAAAUAUUAUUAAUGAAGUAAGAGUAUAUUUUAAUUCAAGGGUGAAAUUGGAGAUAGAAUUUAUUUAAUUAUUGAAGGUGAAUUAGAAGCUUAUUGGAAAGGUUAAACCGAAAAAGUUUAUGAUUACAAGCCUGGAGAUUAUUUCGGAGAAUUAGCUUUAUUAAAGAAUGCACCAAGAUAGGCAACUGUUAUUGCUAAAGUAUUAAUUAUUAUAUUAUUUAGACUGAUGUUAUAUUGUUAUAUUGUGAUUUCAAUUCAUUUAGAAGACUUAUGGGUCCAUUAGAAGAAGUACUCAAAAGAAAUAUGGAGAGAUACGAAAAAUAUUUAUAAUAAUGA